AGUUGCUGCUCAACGUUUGUGAUCGUUGGCCGGCAUGUAUCGGAUGCUUCUGCUGCUGACCCUCAUUAUCAUCGCACUGUUCGUGCUGCUGUACGCAUUUCUGGUAUGGAAUUUUGGACAUUGGCGUCGACGCGGCAUUCGGGAGCCGCGUGCCCUGCCGCUGCUCGGCUCCUUUCCGAAUAUCGUAUGGCCGCGUCGACACUUCUCCAACGAUAUGCGUGAUAUCUAUAUGAAAUAUCGCGAGACGGACAGCUACGUGGGAACAUAUCUGCUGAGAGCGCCCAAGUUGCUGCUGUUGGAGCCGAAGCUGAUCAAUGAGGUGUUCGUGAGUGCCUUUCGGCACUUUGAGAACAACGAUGCGUCGCGCAUGAUUGACACACGAAAGGAUCCCCUUGUCGCCUGCAAUCCUUUCGUACUCGAUGGCGACGAAUGGCGAAAGCAGCGUAGCAUCUUCUCCCCCCUGCUAACCAGUGGACGCAUACGAAAUGCAUACGGAAAUAUGAAACGCAUCUGCGACAUGCUCUGCGAGUACAUUGAUAAGUGUUCGGAUUGUGGUCAGCCACAAAAUGGCAUGGAUCUUGGACUGCGCUUUACCAGCGAGAAUCUCUUCGAUUGCGUCCUGGGCAUUGAAGCGCGUAGCUUUACCGAUUCACCGCUGCCAGUGGCCAAGCACAACAAGGAGAUGUCCGAGGAUAAUCGCCGUCUGGCUCUUGCUGGCGCUCUGAACGGACUCUUUCCUUGCCUGCCGCUCUGCCUGCGGCCCAAGAUCAUUCCGCCCUCAUAUGAUCGCUUCUUUGGGGAACUUGUCCGUGAGGCAUUUGAUUUGAGGCGCUGCAAGCGACAGGAGCGCAACGAUUUCAUCAAUCAUUUGCUGGACAUGCAGCGGGAGCAUCAGUUGAGUGAGGCGCAGCUGGCAUCGCAUGCGAUGACCUUCAUGUUCGAUGGACUGGACACCACAUCCUCGACCAUAGCACACUGUCUGCUACUCCUCGGUCGCCAUCCGGAUUGCCAGGAGCGGCUGUGGCAAGAGAUUGACAAUGCCUGCUCUGGAUGGGAUCAGCUGCUGCCCGAUUUUGAGGUGCUAAAUGAGCUACCCUAUUUGAGUGCUUGCUUAAAUGAGAGUCUACGCAUCUAUCCGGCUGGCGGUUGGGCAUCGAAGACCUGCACAGCGCCCUACACCUUCCAUGGCAGCCAACACGAUAGUCCGCUGAAAAUGCUACCAGGCGAUAAUGUGAUGAUACCCAUCUAUGGACUGCAUCACGAUCCCAUCUACUAUCCAGAGCCGCACGCCUUUCGACCCGAACGCUUUCUCAAUGGCGGCCUGAAGCGAUUCCAGCAGCUGGGCGUUUUUCUCGGCUUUGGCAAUGGGCCGCGUCAGUGUGUGGGAAUACGGCUGGGUCUGACCCAAACCAAGGCUGCACUGGCGGCCAUUGUGCGACGCUUCGAGGUGCACAUCAAUGGACGCACUCUCGAUGGCAUCGAGCUCGAUCCGCUCAUCUUUGUGGGUGUCCACAAGGGCGGCAUUUGGCUGGACUUUGUGGCACGCUCGAGCAGACAGUAGUUCAGUGUUGAGGUUGUGAGGUGUGCACAUGGCAGGGUACGUUAAUCGAAAUUAACGGAUUUAUAUAUAGAAGCAUAACCCAAGUCCAAAUUCAAUUCGGUUUGAUUUACUGCUUUGAUACUAAGUUAUUAAAAUCAUUGCAACGGUUCUGGGAAAGAUUAAAGACUCAUUUCUGUCAGAGGGUCUUCUUUUUAUUUUUUAUUUUAUUGUCUGCACAACCUAUUUUUAAGUUUUAGAUGAUUACAGCGCCUUGGAUUGCAACGAGUGAUUUCGAGAGGUGAAAGAUUUGAAAAGUAAACAAGAGCCCAAAUA
This is a messenger RNA of Drosophila grimshawi, 1873 nucleotides long. It is a transcript of the gene Cyp28c1, whose product is annotated as probable cytochrome P450 28c1. The transcript has 5 exons. Bases 35 to 1561 code for a protein of 508 amino acids. Lineage: Eukaryota; Metazoa; Arthropoda; Insecta; Diptera; Drosophilidae. Gene Ontology annotation, molecular function: oxidoreductase activity, acting on paired donors, with incorporation or reduction of molecular oxygen; monooxygenase activity; iron ion binding. The record is from RefSeq and is a predicted model, not a curated record.